This is a messenger RNA of Sphaerodactylus townsendi, 4276 nucleotides long. It is a transcript of the gene FEM1A, whose product is annotated as fem-1 homolog A. The record is from RefSeq and is a predicted model, not a curated record. The transcript has a single exon. Gene Ontology annotation, molecular function: protein binding. The coding region runs from base 242 to 2233 and encodes 663 amino acids. NCBI's taxonomy places the organism in Eukaryota, Metazoa, Chordata, Lepidosauria, Squamata, Sphaerodactylidae.
AAGAUGGCGGCGAGGGGGAGAACGCUGAAGGUGGAUGCAGCUUCAGCGGCACCAGCUGUCUCCGGGAUAGGAAGGGGAAGACUCUGUUGCUAGGUGACCACCUAACAGUCGCCCGCCCCGCCGAACCUUGCUGUAUUCACACACAGGCUCCCCUCCCUUGCCCCCUUUUGCGUCGGAGAGGCUGGUGGAGCCACUGGUGGUCUAUGGGAGGGAGGUGGCCCCCGUGGCCAGCGCUGUCACCAUGGAUCUCCGCAUGGCUGUCUACAACGCGGCCCGAGAAGGGAAGCUGAAGCUUCUCCAGAAGUUACUGGGAAGCAGGAGCCGAGAAGAGCUGGAAGAGCUGACAGCAGGGCCUGGUGGGGGAGACGGCUCAGGGGGCACCCCACUGUUGAUUGCUGCCCGCCAUGGGCACCGAGAGGUGGUGGAGUACCUGCUGGAUCACUGUGGGGCCCGGGUGGAAGUGGGAGGCUCGGUCAACUUUGAUGGUGAGACCAUUGAGGGAGCCCCACCCCUGUGGGCCGCCUCAGCCGCUGGGCAUCUGAACGUGGUCCGUAGCUUGCUGGAGCGGGGGGCUUCCGUGAACCAGACGACGCUGACCAAUUCAACUCCGCUGCGGGCAGCGUGCUUCGAUGGACACUUGGAGAUUGUGCGCUAUUUGGUGGGGGAGCAGGGGGCCGACCUGGAAGUGGCGAAUCGCCACGGCCACACGUGCCUGAUGAUCUCUUGCUACAAAGGGCACUCGGAGAUCGCCCGCUACUUGCUGGAAAGAGGAGCAGACGUGAAUCGCCGCAGCGUCAAAGGGAACACCGCUCUGCAUGACUGUGCCGAAUCCGGAAGUUUGGAGAUCCUGAAGCUGUUGCUUGACUCUAAGGCCCGCAUGGAAAAGGAUGGUUAUGGGAUGACCCCGCUGUUGGCAGCCAGCGUGACUGGCCACACCAAUAUUGUGGAAUACCUCAUAGAGGGAGCACUUAAGGAGGAGGAGGAGGUGGAGGGGAAGGGGGGAGCGAAUGACACUGGUUGUAGUGGGGUGGGGUGUGAAGAAGACCACGAAGGCUGCUCGGCCACUUCCCCCAGUGAUGGGGAACCUCAAGUUUACUGCACUCGAGAGGCUGCCGUGGAAGCACUUGAAUUACUGGGAGCUACCUUUGUUGACAAGAAGCGGGAUCUCCUCGGGGCUCUCAAGCACUGGCGCCGGGCUAUGGCCCUUCGGCACAACAGCAAGUGUUACCUAGCAAAACCAGAGCCCCAACAGUUGGUUCUGGCUUAUGACUAUUCCCGGGAGGUGGGCACCAUGGAGGAACUUGAGUCCUUGGUGACUGAUCCGGAUGAAAUGCGGAUGCAAGCGCUGUUGAUCCGGGAGCGUAUUCUCGGGCCGUCUCACCCAGAUACCUCUUACUACAUUCGCUACCGAGGAGCUGUCUAUGCCGAUUCGGGGAACUUUGCCCGCUGCAUCAACCUGUGGAAGUACGCCUUAGAAAUGCAGCAAGUCAACUUGGAGCCCCUGAGCCCCAUGACGGCGAGCAGCUUCCUCUCCUUUGCUGAGCUUUUCUCGUACGUCCUUCAAGACCGUUCGAAAGGCACCUUAGCGACUCAGCUGGGUUUUUCUGACCUUAUGGGGGUUCUUGGCAAGGGAGUCCGUGAGGUCGAGAGGGCUUUGCUGCACCGGAAAGACCCUAUUGCAGACUCGGCACAGUUCACCAAGGCUCUUGCUAUCAUCCUUCACUUAGUGUUCUUGCUGGAGAAAGUGGAAUGUUCUCCAGAACAGGAGCACCAGAAGCGUCAAGCCAUCUACCGCUUGCUCAAGUGUAACCCACGGGGCAAAAAUGGCUUCACCCCUCUGCAUAUGGCGGUGGACAAGGAGACCACCACUGUUGGCCGCUACCCCGUGGGGAAGUUCCCCUCGCUCCACGUGGUGAACCUCCUGUUGGAGUGUGGGGCUGACCCGGACAGCCGUGACUACGACAACAACACCCCCUUGCACGUGGCUGCCCGGAACAACUGCCCGCUCAUCAUGAGCGCCCUGAUGGAGGCGGGAGCCCACAUGGACGCUACCAACGCCUUCAAGCAGACAGCCUACGAGCUGCUGGAUGAGAAGCUCCUCACCAAGGCUAUGAUGCAGCCCUUCAAUUACAUCACCUUACAGUGCCUUGCUGCCCGAGCCCUUGACAAGCACAAGAUCCCCUAUAAGGGCUUCAUCCCAGAAGAGCUGGAGGCCUUCAUCGAACUCCACUAGGGGUGCAAGGCUGUAUCUGCUGGCAUUGUCCCCCCCUGGAUCUCAGUGGCCGGGUGGGAAGGAACAGGGAGGGGAAUGCAGUCUUCCUGGGCUCUAGGUUCUAAAAGGUUUAUUUUGUACUGGGACAAGGGAUGCCCUUCACCACCCAAUUCAAAGAGGGAAAUGAAUGAUCCGAGCCUUUAGCUGCCCACCUCCAGGAGGGCCAAGUUCCAAGUAAGAUGGCUGGGAGGGCAAGUUAUGGUUUCCACUUGCCCCUCAUUGCCAACCAGUUAUUUAAGAAACAGUGUGGUUUUCAUUUGUCACUCGCUCUCUGAAUGCCAGCCUGCUUGACAAGCUUUGGAGUUGUAAUGUUUGCAAAAGCCCUUUGUCUCCUGUUCCAUGAGCACACAAGCGUGCUCGCCAGGAACUAAACCCCAGUCUUAAGUCUCUUAAAUCUUUUGAGUUUGCCUCAUUAACCAGAGAGCUGGUUGCUGAAUGCUCUGCAGAGAGUGCUGGAGUCGCUGCUUGCACAGUUUACAGCGCUGAGCUUUUGGUGAGGAUUGGUUGUGUUCUGGUUUUGUUUUUCUUCUGUUUUGUGGCCAGUGUAAGAUUGCUGCUGGAGGUUUUUCCAAAACCUUUUCUUUCUUUGCAGUUAGGCUUCACUGCUAUCCCAGGCUGCUGAUAUUUCUCUCUGCUGUGGAGUUCCUCUCCCAGGAAAAGGAUGGGACGGUUUGGUUAUCUGCAGUCAAACAUUAGCCCCUUUGGCAAUUGCAUGAAGUGCUGUUCACAGCACACAAGCAAACAUAUUGGGGUCAUUUGCUUGGGUGCAUCUAUUGUCACCUUUUAGUUCAGAGUAGUCCCAGGUUUGGGAGCCUGUAGGGCACAGUUCCCAUCAUCCCCUGCCAGCAUGAUGCUGGCAGGGGAUGAUGGGAACUGUAGUCCAUAACAUCUGGAGGGCCGCGAGCUUGACACCUGUGCUGUAGGGGAUAUGCCUUCCAAAGUGGAUCGUGUGCCUACUACAUUUUGGCUGUGGAUGUUUUCUCUUGCAUGGCUGCUGAAGGUGAUUGCGGGGGGAGGAGGGAUGCUGCUUUAUGAUAUCAGAAAAUGAAAGUGCCAAAGAAAAUUAUGUGCGUUGUGUAUACUUUCCACACUUUGACAGUUGUCUUCCCCAGCCCCAUUUAUGAAAUUUGAAAAGGUUUUUUUCAAACAAGAACUGUGGUCGUUUCGUGAACUUAAGUCUAGAUUUGACUAUGACAGAACAGAACAACAGAGGAAGUUAGAAACGGUAGUUGGAUAACAUUAUACUAAACAAGGGCCCUCAUCCUUUUUAAUCCCGUGUGCACCUUUGGAGUUCAGACAACAUGAUGUGCACAGCAACAAAUGGCUGCUACAGGAGGGGGGAGGGAGCUACAGAAAAUGGCUGCUACAGGUUAUCUUGUGUCUGUGGCGGCAGCUGCUACCAAAGCAACAUCUGUAAAAAUCUUCACAACCAAAUCCAAUCUCCAGUGGCCAAUUAGAAGCCUGGCUUGGCAGAGACACCACCUGGUCCCGCCCACUUGUUGAAGACACUUGGGCACCAGGAAAAGGGUCAGUCUUCAUAGCAUCCUCAGGCAUCCCACUGGGGAUCCCUGCCAUUUUUUAACAUCACCUGGGUUUGAAAUCAGUGUUUGCUUCAGACGGUCAGAAACAAUGCAUUGGUCUUCGACAUCUGCUUGCCAAGUGUAACAGUGAGAAUGUGCUUGGAACAGGAAUCCAUCCCUCUUUCAAACUGCUUGCAACUCUCUGGGAGGAAAAAUAGUCCAGUAUCUGUCCUUCCAAAUUGCUUAUAAUGUUAAGGGUUGCCAGUAAAUCUAGAUCGUAACUUUAGUAGAGUGUCUUCCUCAUACACAACAUCGUAAUAACUCUGAACUAAAUCUGCCACAUGAGAUGCUCAUCAUUUCAGUGACGUAGUGGUUAAGAGCAGGUGCAUUCUAAUCUGGAGGAACCGGGUUUGAUUCCCCGCUCUGCCGCUUGAGCUUGUGGAGGCUUAUCUGGGGAAUUCAGAUUAGCCUGUGCACUCCCACA